Molecule: messenger RNA, 989 nt
Organism: Thrips palmi
Lineage: Eukaryota; Metazoa; Arthropoda; Insecta; Thysanoptera; Thripidae
Gene: pck
Exons: 5
Coding region: 155-844 (229 amino acids)
Biological process (GO): septate junction assembly; regulation of tube size, open tracheal system
Cellular component (GO): membrane; septate junction
Source: RefSeq, a predicted model, not a curated record
CUUGCUAGGCGUGGCGGCGCAUGUGGAGGGGGUGAAGCUUGUUGAAGCAUCAAACCAAAACAUUGUCCGGGAUAUGUAAUGUUCUCACGUCUUUGACAAAUUCUGAGAAGUUUUUUUGGUUUAUAAGGAACAAGUACCGAUCCCAUCAACCAUCAUGUCGGUGAAUUCGGAGCAGGAGUACCCCAAAGCCUCCCGGGCUAUGCACUAUGGAGGAGUUCUAUCGUAUUGUGCUGGUAUUUUCCUCAUCAUGGCUUUUUGUGGGCCUUACUGGAUCCAGUCAUACAAGGAAACAUUCUCUCCCUUCAAACACAUGGGCCUGUGGGAGUACUGCUUUGAAAACUAUCGCUACCCAUACUACCAGUUCCCUCACUUAUUCCAUGGCUGUCACCAUAUCUUCAGUCAGGAAUACUAUGUGAUUCGUGAAUGGCUGAUUCCUGGCUGGCUCAUGGUGGUGCAGACAUUUGUUACAUUGGCUCUCAUGUUGAGUUUCUCUGCCCAAAUUAUGGCUGCUCUGACACUCAUUCGUUGGCCUCUAAAGUUUGUCCUGCGAUAUGAGUGGCUCUUGACUAGUCUUUGCUUCUUGUUUAAUGCCGUAGCAAGUGCCUUUUUAUUCCUUGCCGUUAGCAUCUUCGGAGGCCAGUGCUGGCGUCGUGAUUGGCUAGAAUACCCCAACUACAAUUACCUGUCUUGGUCUUACGGAUUUGCUGUGAUUUCAUUUUUCUUCCACGGUUUUGCAGCAUAUGCUCUCUUCUUUGAAACUCGCAGGUACUAUGAAGAGAGAAGAGCCAACAGUAACCUUGUCAUGCAGAUGUACCCUGACCAUGCAAGAAAUGGGUACAUGUGAACCAGUCUAGAAUUUUAAGGAAGCCAAGUCAAAGAAGACAUUCCACUCGGUAUUCUUGUAUUGAUUGCCACAAUAUGUAUUCUCAUUUUGUUUUCAUAGUAGUAAAUACUUAACAUCUAGCUUUUGCUAGAAAUUUUGAUGCAAA